UAUUGUUGUUGUUAAAACUGUGUGUGGGACUCAAGUCCCUGGCUUGGAGCCAUUUUCUGGCUUAGGCUGUCUGCCCUUCUCCUCUACCCCUGGAGGGGAAGUCUACAGUGCCUGUGGAUCUGGGAGGCAUGUUCAGGAGAGCAGCAGCCAUCUCGGUGCUCCUGGUGUGGCCAGUCUGGGGAAGGAAGGCUGGAGCCCCACUCACCCGGUGUUUGCACCAGACUCUCACCAUGGCCAAACAGCUGCAGGCUCGAAGGCUGAAUGGGAUCGAUCACAACCCCUGGCUGGAGUUUAUCAGACUGUCCAAAGAGUAUGAUGUCGUGAACUUGGGCCAGGGCUUCCCCGACUUCUCACCUCCAGACUUUGCUGUGCAAGCUUUUCAGCAGGCCACCAGUGGGAACUUCAUGCUCAACCAGUACACCAUGGCAUUUGGUUACCCACCACUGACAAAAAUCCUGGCAAGUUUCUUUGGCAAGCUGCUGGGACAGGAGUUGGACCCGCUCAAGAAUGUGCUGGUGACAGUGGGUGCCUAUGGGGCCUUGUUCACAGCUUUCCAGGCCCUGGUGGACGAAGGUGAUGAGGUCAUCAUCAUAGAACCUGCUUUUGAUUGUUAUGAACCCAUGACACUGAUGGCUGGAGGUCGGCCCGUGUUUGUGUCCCUGAGGCCGAGCCCUGCUCCUAAGGGACAGUUGGAACACAGCAAUGACUGGCAGCUGGACCCCACAGAACUAGCUAGCAAGUUCACACCUCGUACCAAGGCCCUGGUCCUCAACACGCCCAACAACCCUUUGGGAAAGGUGUUCUCUAAGAUGGAGCUGGAGCUGGUGGCUGACCUGUGCCAGAAGCAUGAUGUCCUGUGCAUCUCUGAUGAAGUCUACCAGUGGCUGGUCUAUGAUGGGCACCAGCAUGUCAGCAUCGCCAGCCUCCCUGGCAUGUGGGGACGGACCCUGACCAUCGGCAGUGCAGGCAAAAGCUUCAGUGCCACCGGCUGGAAGGUGGGCUGGGUUAUGGGUCCAGAUAACAUCAUGAAGCACCUGCGGACUGUGCAUCAGAACUCUGUCUUCCACUGCCCCACCCAGGGCCAGGCCGCAGUAGCCCAGUGCUUUGAACAGGAGCAGCAGCACUUUGGACAGCCCAGCAGUUACUUCUUGCAGCUCCCGAAGGCCAUGCAGCUCAACCGAGACCACAUGAUCCGUAGUCUGCAGUCAGUGGGCCUCAAGCCCUUGAUCCCCCAGGGCAGCUAUUUUCUCAUUGCAGACAUCUCAGACUUCAAGAGGAAGAUGCCCAACCUGCCUGGUGCUGAGGAUGAGCCCUACGACAGAUGCUUUGCCAAGUGGAUGAUCAAAAACAAGGGCCUUGUUGCCAUCCCUGUCUCCAUCUUCUUCAGUAAGCCCCAUCAGAAGGACUUUGACCACUACAUUCGCUUCUGUUUUGUGAAGGAUGAGGCCACACUCCAGGCCAUGGAUGAGAGGCUGCAGAAGUGGAAAAGAGAGCUACAGCCCUGAGACUCCUCAACCCCGCCCUACACAGCGAGGCUUAGCUGUGCCCUAUCACAGAAGUGGCACUGGAGGACCCAGCUGUGUGACUGGGCAUGCAUCCAGGAAGGAGGCCAUUGAUGUGGGGGUUUCAGCAAUAUUUCCCUACAGGGUCUGGACUGCUGUCUUGGUUUGGCCUUCAUUCCUCUCCUCUGUAGGUUAUUUUAGGGUCAUGGUUACUUCUGAUCUCUCUGCCUAGGACAUUGAAGGACUGAGUAUCAGGCCUGGAGCCCCAGCCUCAUCCUCAGCCUUAACUUAGCCCUGCUGAGAUUCAGGAGCUCUCCAUAUUUUCUCAUAUGACCUCAAGAUGUUGCUUCUGGCUGAUUGCUUGUGUUCCUAAUAAAGUUUUAAGUUAUUAGAGUCCUCAA
Messenger RNA from Phodopus roborovskii (desert hamster), 1903 nucleotides. It is a transcript of the gene Kyat1, whose product is annotated as kynurenine aminotransferase 1. Gene Ontology annotation, molecular function: L-kynurenine:2-oxoglutarate transaminase activity; pyridoxal phosphate binding. The transcript is spliced from 13 exons. The coding region runs from base 129 to 1505 and encodes 458 amino acids. Gene Ontology annotation, cellular component: mitochondrion; cytoplasm. Gene Ontology annotation, biological process: biosynthetic process. Lineage: Eukaryota; Metazoa; Chordata; Mammalia; Rodentia; Cricetidae. The record is from RefSeq and is a predicted model, not a curated record.